AUGGAGCGUGCAGAGGCGACCGGCCGUGCGGCCCUCGAGCCCGUCAUGCACGGCUGGACUUUCCACCAGUCGCACGACCAGGCCACCGUCCUCUUUCUCGUGGGCCAGGGCGUCUCGUCGCGCGAUCUCGAGGUGACCAUCGGCAGCGAUCACAUCGUUGCCGCGGUCCGCUCGCAACCCGCCAUCAUCAAGGCCCGGCUGUACGGUCGCAUCAACACCGCCACGUCGUCCUGGCGCAUUGGCGACAAGAACCGCUCCCGACUGAAGCGGUCGACGAGCAGGUCCUUGCAAAGACCCGAACGACGCUCUGACAGCCACCAGGCUCACGCUGGCCACAGCAGCGGCAGCAACGGAGACGGCUGUAGCACAAGCAGCACCGACGACCCCGCGGGCCAGGGGUCCGCUACGUCCAGAGGGAUCCAGGGCGUCCUGGACCAGUCGGCCCCAGAGGCGUCUGCGUCCCUGCCACAGCACAGUCCGCGGUCAUCCGGCAGCGAGCGAGGCCUUCGUAGCCCAGCGACGCAGUCCUCGCCGCAGAGCUACGGCAGCAUGGAUGCCUCGCUCGUGUCGCUGCGGUCGGCGUCUAGCUAUGAGGUCCUGCCUCCCGGUUCAAGAUCGAGUCAACCCAGCGCCGCGCCCUCUUCCGGUACCGGAUGGUCCAGUAGCUCCAGCGACGUCGGAUCGAACGAAUCCUCGGCUGGGUAUCUCGCCCAUAGCGCCGUGCUCUCGGAGCCCGACGCCGCAGCUGUGGCUGGCAAUCACUUCGACUAUGCUGGCCGUCGACCACGACGGGUCAGGUCCGACCUCGAGGCGUUCUACACAAGCGGCGAAAGGAGCUUUCCCGCGACAAGCGACCCGGAGUCUUCGGUGGCGAGCCUCGCCAUGACCGGAGCAACCUUCGACAGCGAUGCUGGAGAUUCGCGAGCCGGACGAGCCAGCAGCAUUGGCGUCGACGACGCCUCGAGCGGACCAGAUGCAAGCUCGGGCUCGGGACCGGUGGUCGAAGCGGACAUGACCAUGGGGACGGAUGGCAAAAUCAAGCCUGCCAGUGCUCAGCCGCCGGCGAUGAGACUCGUCACCAUCCACCUCGACAAGAUUGACACGGGCAUCUGGCCUUUGCUCGUCAUCGGGCCAGCUCCCUUGCGUACCGAGAACGCCGACGCAGCGUUCCUUCGACGUGCUGCUGCGUCGCCGCUCCAACACGGCGCGGCGCUGCCGGCAACCGAGAGCCUUAUCGCGACACGUCUACGAAGCGCAGUCCGCGAGAGGGAAGAGAGGCGAACGAGGCAGACAGCAGAGAGAGAGCUGGCCAGGGCUCUGGGCGAAGCCCUCGCCUCUCCGCAGCCGGCACAGGGUACGGAGCGGGGCACUGGCGCCUCUCGCGCGACCGUCAAGGCAUACCUCAACAGCCUCGCUGCAGCGCCAGACGUGCCGCUCGAUGACACGGAUGAUCACGAAAGGCCUGGCGCAGUCAGUCCGAGUACGAGCAGAUUGAGCGUGCUCUCGACGGCCAGCGACGACAGCACCACUGUCCUGGGAUCGCGGCCGAGCGAUCCAACGGCCCUGCCCAAGGCGCAAGGCGGUCGCGAGACCCGGGGUGAUGCGAAUUACUCCUCCCUUGCGACAACAGACUCCGAGGCAGACGAGGUGGAGCGUCUUCAAGAGCUGCAAAUGGAGGCCAAGUACAACAUGGACCCAACCACGCUUUCGCUCAUCGGACUCCAGGUGGCCGACUCGUCGUCAGCACGAUCCGCUGGCCAAGAGCGCCGCCACCUGGGCGCACCGGGGCACGGGGCAGGUGCGCUCCCGGAGGCUUUCGAGUAUUUUGCCCGAGCCUGGCGCGUGGGCGAAAUCGCUCUGGCGACGGAGCGACUGGUCCAAGACUACCUGCCCCUUCUGAGCGCAGCGUCAGUCGCCGAGGAUCUCUCUGCCGUCAAAACCUCGGGGACGCCGCCGAGAGCCCCUGAAAUGGCCACGCAAGGUUCGGCCGAUACCUUCCGCCCUCGUGAUACGGACCAGACGCACUCGCAGCUUUCGAAGGCUUUUGCAGCCAGAUCGACCGUUGAAACGCAGCGGCAACGCCUGAUCGCCUCGCUCGGAGGCUCCAAAGCUCUGGCCAGGCUCUACCUUUCUUACGCCCGCCUUCAGCUGCCUUCGGCCUCGCAGACACGUUCUCUGCUAGCGUUUCCGCUGGGUCAGCUCAACUCGCCCUUUGUCGAUGCUACGGCACCACGGCCGCGCCUCGCGGGUGGCCUGAAGCGCAAGUCCAGUGUCGUUCUCUCGUCGUCGGGCUCAAGUCGUACAUCGUCGGCGCCUCCGUCGCACGGCGGACGCGUGCGUUCAGGAUCUCCACCUUCACUGCGCGGCAGCGUCCCGUCCAUCGACAGCUUCAGGGCUGGUGGCGCUUCGCCCACCUCGUCGCCGGCGGCGAGCCCAAUCCAUCCGUCCGGCCGACACGGCUCUGGAGAGGAUCAGGUCGAGUUCCUCGCCCCUACGGGAGCCUCCGAUGCGGUGGUGCCCGGACCGCUGCAAUUCUUGGAAGAAGCCGUGAGGCUCGACGAGUCUCUUCGAGGCCAGAUCUCCGCGCAGGAAUGGGCUGAAGCCCUUCAGAUCGAUUAUGAAGAGGCGCGACGCAGAAGCCUGGACCGGCGCGGCAUCAAGCAGGCCGAGGAGAUGGGCAGCCUCGCGGGCGAGAGUCAAGGAGGAGAUCUCGUCUUUGAUAGCGAUGGUGAGCUGACUGCGUCGAAAGGGGACGGCCUGCACCGCAGCCAGGUCAGCAAGCAUCGCUCGAAAGCCAGACGGCAAGGUCCCGGGUCCGACGGUGCGACUAGCCUGCUGGGAAGCCUGGGCCAGAUGCUCGGCAGCGGAACGUCUGCGACAGGUUUACGCAGCGGCGCGCACAAGAAGACGAGCAGCCGCAGCAAGGGUGCAAAGGGAUCGCCAGCUUCGUCGCUGAAGUCGGCCGACCUAGAGGGGGGUUCCGGGCGCCGGUCGAGGGGGAACCGCUCUGCUAUGCGGCCAGGUGGUCGCAGCGGAAAGAACGCCGCGGCAGAUCCGGACGCCGGCACAUUGGCGUUUGUGAGCGGCGCCGCUCUCCUCGGCAUGGCGCUGGCGGGAGGUGUGGCGGCCCUGGGAUGGUGGCGGAGGGCCUCUGGAGGACUUUCCUCGUCCGCUUGA
Messenger RNA from Pseudozyma flocculosa PF-1, 3177 nucleotides. RefSeq lists its product as uncharacterized. The record is from RefSeq and is a predicted model, not a curated record. The transcript has a single exon. NCBI's taxonomy places the organism in Eukaryota, Fungi, Basidiomycota, Ustilaginomycetes, Ustilaginales, Ustilaginaceae. The coding region runs from base 1 to 3177 and encodes 1058 amino acids.